Molecule: messenger RNA, 4555 nt
Organism: Zingiber officinale
Lineage: Eukaryota; Viridiplantae; Streptophyta; Magnoliopsida; Zingiberales; Zingiberaceae
Product: phosphoinositide phospholipase C 2-like
Exons: 9
Coding region: 2643-4421 (592 amino acids)
Biological process (GO): phosphatidylinositol-mediated signaling; lipid metabolic process
Molecular function (GO): phosphatidylinositol-4,5-bisphosphate phospholipase C activity
Source: RefSeq, a predicted model, not a curated record
UAGAUAUCAAGGAUAGAAGGAUUGAAUUAUAUAAAAUAAUAGACACAGAAAGGUUAGGUCGGAUCUCGAUAUUCUCGUCACUUGGAUAGCAAUGAUGCAUUGCUAGAUGUCACUCAUUACUUAUAUAUCUAAAAUGUUGUUUUAGAGACAUUGUCAACUUUACGAGAACCUAUUGGGUCACACACAUAGAUAACAUAUUGAUUUGGAGAUAGGUUUAUUUUAGUUUGACUAAAAUGCUAUGGACCUUAAGAUUAGCAGGUUGAUCCAAAUGAAUCUGGAUUACACUCAAAUGAAUUCGGAUUAGACUCAUUGGAUUAAUGCAUUAGACUCAUUGGCUUAUUAGGUUAAUGAUUUAUUGGAUUAAUAGUUAAUUCAAUAUAUUAACAUUCAACCCACUAAAGAGGAUUACUGUUCAUCAAUAGAGAUUAAUGGAGCAUUCAUGAAAAGGGAGACCAAAAGGCAAUCAUUGGACGAGGACAAAAGUCAUUGGUAAUGCAUUUUUCGGGCAUGAUUUUUCUAGUCUUCUUCCUCUUCUUCUCUUGGUCGAACACCUUGCUAUUGCUAGCACAAUGAAGGUUGUUCUUUUCCGAAGGCUGAGUUCAUACGACGAACGAAGGAUGUGUUCGUGUGGAUACUGAAGAGGCGCGACCAUUCUGAUCCCGCUGAGAUCUACCGAAUCAAAGUUGCUGCCGGGAUUGUCCCGUCCACACAAUAAAGGUAACAACUCAAUCAAACUAUGUAUACUGUAUUCGCAUGAAUCUCUAGAGGGAUCAAUUUUUUCAUUGCAAUAUAUAUAGGAUAGUGAUAUCCUGAGUGUUUGCCUGUAGCCCGUGAGCAUUACUCAUGGGCGACUCUCACGGCUGAGCGCCCAAAAAUGAAUUGCUUCUGGGCGCUUGUAUAUAUAUAUAUAUAUAUUGAGAGAGAGAGAGAGAGAGAAGGCAUCUGUUGUCACCUCCCCCUGUGCGAUUGAGAAAGCCUACCCACAUGGCAAGCGUCGGUCAAUGCUUCCACAUGAGUAGACUCUCUCAGUCGUGCAGGGGAGGUGGGCAGCAAAUCAACUUCUUACGGGGUUGUUAUCCUGUCUGACUCAUUGUGCACGUCUGUCGUGGCAUCCAAAAGUGAUCCAAGCGCCCCAAAGUGAACGAACUCGGGGCGUCUAGAUCACUUCUGGAUGCCCUGACCACACAGUCGUGGACGGCAGGCUUGCACAGCGAGUCGAGUAGGAAAUCCUAUAUAUAUAUAUCAUGAUUCAUAAUUUGAUCCAUCUUUAUUUAUGCCAGUGUCAUGAUUCAUAAUUUGAUCCCUGCAACUUUGUUUAGCAGAUUGAUGUAUUAGAUCUUCUGGUGCCAUUUCUUUUGUUCUUGGAUGAAGAAGCUGAAGUGACCCAACAUCCUUUCUAUCUGGUGCUCUUGUAGUCAAGUAAACUUUUCUUUAGAAAAUUUUGGAGACGUAUUAUCCUGAUGGUGAAUCAAUCUUUUAGUUGAUAGAUGAUAUUACAGAACUUUUAACUCACUUUUGUUUUUUUUAAUUAAAUUUGGAGAAAGCACUGGGCCACUAAGUGGUUACAUCUUUGUCUUAUAUUUUUAACUUCUUGCAGCUUUAUUUCCAUCAAAGUGAGUAGAUGCUCAUGUUAUGUUUUGUUUUCUGCAUUCAUGUCUUCCAUUGACCUGUGUGUGUGAAGUCAACUUUAUAAAAGCUGGUUCGAUUAGAAAGUCCUGAGAUGAAAGGCACUUCCAUAAAGUAGGAUAUAAAGAAAGAUUACUUUUCUAUCAAAACAUAUUUCGCCAAGAGUAUGUAUACCAUUCUGUUAUGUUUAAACAAUGACCCAUUAUUCAAGUAGAGAGCAUCAUUGCUCUUGUGUUGCUUUAGCUCUUUGGAUUUUUCUUAUCUUAGAUAGGGAUAGAAGUAGAGUGGGAAUCACAUUUUUUUUAAUGCUACAUUAACUCUUUGAAUGAUAAACAGGUAUUUGAAUUCUUUUUUUUUUUAAUCUUGACUUGGAGGUUAUGAGAAUAAUUUUCUUUUGGAUUACAAAUGAUAGAUUAAAUCCCUAUCAACAUUGUUGUUAUACUGAUUUGUGCCCUACACAUUAAUAAUAAUUCUUCUGAAUUUAAUUCACUUACUAUUACUUACUCAUGCAUACAAUACUUAAACCGUCUAAUAAGUAACUCCUGAAAUCCAAAUUAAAAAUGAUAAUCAAGCGGAUACUUCAUUCAACAACAGGAUGAUCUGUGCCAUUAUUUGGUUAAAUUAUGUGCAAACUUAUUACAUGUUCAUACCACAUGCAUUACACAACAAUAAACUACAUGGUUUCUAUAAUACACAUGCUUUGAAUCAUGCCCAACUUAAUCAUGAGCAACAUUUAGAUGACAAUUUUAUCUCAUCAACAGAAGGUGACAAAUCCUCGUUGCCAAGGCAGGGUAAGGCAUCCUAUUCAUAUAUCUCCACCCCCAAAAGCAGCAAAGCAUGGCAUCAUCCUCAUUACCUGAAACAAGAAUAUUACUUAAUUUCCAUGAUCAAUCAUCUCUAUCUCUAUAAAUAAUCCCACAGGUCACCAACAAGCAUCGCGUUUGUCCAUAUAUUAAUUGACUUUUAAUUCUAUGUUGUUCGCAACACUUGAUAAAGUAUUCAUCAUUUAAUUUGGCAUGUGUUUCCGGUGCCGACGUCGCCGGUCGGCGUGGAACGAGUACAGGGUGUGCUUCUUCUUCCGACUCCGAUUCAGGCCGGCAUCAGUUGAGCCGCCGGAAGCGAUCAAGAAGGAGUUCGAUGAGUACACCAAUGAUGGCGGGAUGAUGGGAGUCCACGAGCUGGCCGAGUUCCUGGCAAAAGUGCAAGGGGAGCCCGCCGGCACCUCCUUGGAGGCGGCGCAGGCCAUCAUCGAUGGCGUCAGGGAAGUGAACCCCCUGAGGGUGUUCCAGAAGAAGAAAGAUCUUUCACUGGAUUCCUUCUACCAGUUUCUCUUCUCCGAUGACAACGCCGCUCAUCCUCCUCUUGGAGUUUACCAAGAUAUGACUGCUCCACUAGCUCACUACUUCAUCUUCACAGGCCACAACUCCUAUUUAACAGGCAACCAACUCAGUAGCAUUUGCAGUGAUGAACCGAUCAUACAGGCAUUGCAAAAUGGAGUCAGAGUCAUUGAGCUUGAUCUAUGGCCAAAUAAAACACAUACUGGUAUUGACGUGGUUCAUGGAGGGACAUUAACUCACCCAGUGGAACUCAUCAAAUGCCUGACCUCCAUCAAGAAAUUUGCCUUUAAAACAUCUGAAUAUCCAGUGAUCAUCACUUUUGAAGACCAUUUAGAUGCAGGCCUUCAAGCUAUAGUAGCUCAGAUGUUAAUUGAGAUUUUUGGAGACAUGCUGUUUACUUCAGACUCCAAGUCUCUUCAAAAAUUUCCUUCGCCAGAAGAACUGAAAAUGAGAAUCAUAAUCUCCACUAAACCACCGAAAGUGUACCUUGAAUCAUCAUCCAAGGUCCCCAAGGAAGAAGAAGAACAAAAGGGAGACCAAGUGAAGCCAUGGAGUGGAGAACUUUCCGAUCAUGAAGACAAACCCAGUGAUAGACAAGUAACUGAACAUGAUGAUGAAGAAGAAGAUCAGAUAGUAGCGCCUGAGUACAAGAAUCUGAUUGGAAUCGCAGCUAAGAAACUGAAGGGCGAUUUAGGGGCUGCUCUCAAGAUUGAUCCUUUCAGUGUGAGUCGUCUCAGUUUAAGUGAACUGGCAUUGGAGAAAGCCACUCUCUCCCAUGCAACAGAACUUGUGAGGUUUACUCAGACGAACUUGCUGCGGAUAUAUCCGAAGGGCACCCGAGUUACUUCUUCCAACUACAAACCGUUGCUGGCUUGGACUCAUGGUGCACAGAUGGUUGCACUAAACAUGCAGGGGCAUGGCAAAGAGCUGUGGCUGAUGCAGGGCAUGUUCAGAGCAAAUGGAGGCUGUGGCUACGUGAAAAAACCAGAUAUGUUACUGAAGAAUGAUGAUCCCAAUAAUGUCUUUGAUCCUAGAGCUGCAUUGGAAGUGAAGAAGAUUCUGAAGGUGAGGGUGUACACCGGAGAUGGCUGGCGAUUUGAUUUCGACAAGCAUUACUUUGAUUCUUACUCUCCUCCAGAUUUUUAUACAAGGGUUGGGAUCGCUGGAGUGGGAGUUGAUACUGCAAAAAUGAAGGAAACGCAUGCUAUUGAGGAUGACUGGACGCCUGUUUGGGACGAAGAGUUUGAGUUCCAGUUGAGGGUUCCCGAGCUUGCGCUGCUCCGCGUUGAGGUCUAUGAGCAUGACAUGUCAGACCCCGAUGACUUUGCAGGGCAAACUUGCUUGCCAGUGUGGGAACUGAGGACUGGAAUCCGGUCAGUGAGGCUCUGUGACCAUGAGGGGAAGACACUGCCGUCAGUGAAGCUGCUGAUGCGCUUUGAGAUAGUUGAUGUGGUUUGAGACUGAAAUUGAUCACCGACUGUGAAUAUGAAGAUGAACUAGUUCAUUUAUAUUUGUUCACUAAUUAUCAUCAAAACAACUUCUAAAGACAUCUUUAUUUUCCAUGUUAUAAUUUAUAACUACUGUAACAUACA